Messenger RNA from Brassica napus (rape), 1408 nucleotides. Its product is annotated as tRNA 2'-phosphotransferase 1-like. Bases 168 to 1187 code for a protein of 339 amino acids. The transcript has 9 exons. Gene Ontology annotation, molecular function: tRNA 2'-phosphotransferase activity. The record is from RefSeq and is a predicted model, not a curated record. Gene Ontology annotation, biological process: tRNA splicing, via endonucleolytic cleavage and ligation. NCBI's taxonomy places the organism in Eukaryota, Viridiplantae, Streptophyta, Magnoliopsida, Brassicales, Brassicaceae.
UCUUUUUUUGUAAAGCCGCCAUUACAAAACCUUUCUUCUUUCUCUAAUUUAAUUAUUCAAACAGUUUUCUUUUGUAAAGUUUCGUAAUUUGAGUUUGGUUAGGUGAGUUGAAAGAUCAAAAACUAAAACUUUGAUCUUUCACAUUUUCGUCGAUUGCUUUCAAUCGGAUGGCACAAGCUAGCAGAAUCUGCCACGGCGUGCAGAAGCCAUGUGUUGUGCUUCAACCCAUCCGAGAAAUCUCGGGUCUCAUCAAGCUACCCGGAUCCAAGUCUCUCUCCAAUCGGAUCCUACUUCUUGCCGCUCUAUCUGAGGUGCAGUUUUCUCUUGUAGUGAUGGGCUGGGCUGGGCUGCCAAACAAAAGGCCUGUGUGUCGGCUUCUUCGUCUUCCAACUUUGAGCAUCUUCCCCAAAUUUUCACCUCUUUCUUCUCUCAUGGAUGCUUCGAAUCUCGGUUCUUCUAGCAAACCGGCCUUCUCUUCCUUCUCACAAUCCAGCAGAAGCGGAAGAGGAAACGAGAGAGAUCGGAGACCUCAGGGUCCUGGCGGCGGCGGUGGAGGAAAAGAUAGAAUUGAUGCUCUUGGAAGACUCUUGACGAGAAUCUUGCGACAUAUGGCUACUGAGCUUAGACUGAACAUGAGAGGUGAUGGUUUUGUUAAAGUUGGAGACUUGCUUCAGCUGAAUCUGAAAACGUCUGCAAACGUUCAGUUGAAGUCUCAUACCGUUGAUGAAAUUAGAGAGGCAGUGAGAAGGGACAAUAAGCAACGGUUUAGCCUCGUUGAAGAGAACGGAGAGCUCUUGAUUCGCGCUAACCAAGGCCACUCCAUCACGACGGUUGAGUCCGAGAAGUUACUUAAACCAAUAUUGUCACCUGAAGAAGCUCCAGUUUGUGUGCAUGGAACAUAUCGGAAGAAUUUGGAAUCCAUCUUAGCAUCUGGCUUAAAGCGUAUGAAUAGACUCCAUGUUCACUUUUCUUGUGGCUUGCCAACAGAUGGUGAAGUGAUAAGUGGCAUGAGAAGAAAUGUUAAUGUCUUGAUCUUCCUUGAUAUCAAAAAAGCUCUUGAAGAUGGAAUUGCAUUUUACGUUUCAGACAACAAAGUGAUUUUGACUGAAGGCAUUGAUGGUGUAGUGCCUGUUGAUUACUUCCACAAGAUCGAGUCUUGGCCUAGUCGGCAGCCAAUUCCUUUCUGAAUAUUUUUCUUUAUGGACGACAUCAUUGACUUAUUACCACCAAACAAUGCAACUGGUGAAGCAAUACAUCAAUAUUUGAUCAUGGCUGUUGUUUACAUUAUCAUAAGUGUGUAACCAAUGCUUGCAGAAACAUUGCAACUCGUUUAUAUUAUGUCUGUGUUCUUUAUAAAUAUUUCGGAACUCUUUCAGAAUAUAAUUAAAAAGCUUGUUGUUCCUUGAAA